AAGCCGUGCCGCGGAGGGCGCAUGCGCAGAAGGAAGGUGACUUUCAGAGGGGUUGCAAGAUGCUCGCCAGGUACAUCGGAUCUCGGAAUGCCCAGAUGUUGCGCAACUGGAGGCCUACAUUGGGCGUGUGGGGCUCAGUGGGCGCUGUGGGGUUGGUAUGGAUCACGGACUGGAAGCUGAUUCUCGAUUAUGUCCCUUGGAUCAAUGGCAAGUUCAAGAAAGACGACUAAGAAGCUGCCUGUGCUACAGGGCCACACUGCUGUGACUGACCAGCUCUUUACUUGGUACUCCCAGUUCGACUCUCUGAAAAUGCCUGGUGUCAAUUUCCAUGAAACAGAUAGCUUCAUUUUUCACUCCUGAACAAGGAAGAUUCUACACGAUGCCCUGCGAAAACCAAGAAAACGUCUUUUAGCACAUGGGCCUGUGCAAGCACUGGAGGCGUUUUGCUUCUCUCUGCCUGUGGUGAUGGUCUUCACCCAGGAAAUCUAUUGAACGAAUUACCAUGACCCAAAUACAAAAACAUUGGCUAACUUUGAACUCUG
This is a messenger RNA of Elgaria multicarinata webbii, 542 nucleotides long. Its product is annotated as cytochrome b-c1 complex subunit 10. The transcript is spliced from 3 exons. Lineage: Eukaryota; Metazoa; Chordata; Lepidosauria; Squamata; Anguidae. Gene Ontology annotation, biological process: mitochondrial electron transport, ubiquinol to cytochrome c. Gene Ontology annotation, cellular component: mitochondrial inner membrane. The record is from RefSeq and is a predicted model, not a curated record. The coding region runs from base 60 to 230 and encodes 56 amino acids.